UACAGACACACUCACAAACACACUCACAAACAUACCACUCGCACACAUAAACAGGCAUGUAAACACUGACAUAUCAACGUACCAAAUAAAGCUGAGAGAGUAUUCCAGGCUGGAUCUCACACACCUGACAAACACACACAAAGAAGCAAACGCACUAACUCACUCUUGGAAUGUACCGCACAAUCUUCCUGUGAAUAUUCAACUGCUUCCUUUACUUUUGGGAUUUUCUACAAGCAUUUGGAAAGCUGAUUUUGUUUUCUGUUUUUUUUUUCCCACACUCGGGGGCUGAGAAAACAAGGCGUCGAGAAGAGGAUUAAAACCGUGCUGAAUUUGAAGCUGCAGUGUUUUUGGACAAGUACGGACAACUUGUUUAGCGGACAAAUUAUUUCUGAUUGACUUUUUUUUCUACUACUCUGCAGAUCUGGAAAUUGAGAUUUAUGCUUGAUCUAUAGAUUGUAGAUAAGUUUUUCUUGUGUCCACAGCCUUUUUAAUUUUAGCAGGACCCAGUUUUAGAGACAUUUUAUUACCUCGCGUGCUGGGACACUUUUUGUUUUUAUUUAGUGGUAUUAGCACUCCAUCACUUCUUGAACACCUUUAAAAGAUACUUUUUUCUUCUAAAGCGGUAAUAGUUGUAUCCUGUAGGUUGUAAAGAUUGUAAUUAAAUUACUUCUAGGAAGUCACUACUAGUUUUUAAAGUAACUACAAGUAACUUGAUAAGAGUAAUUUCUGGAAGCAGGGAAGUAGUACUGUUUUUUUUUUUCGGUAGCUACAGGUAAUUGUUCUCAGAUUUGUCAGUGUGUUAGCAGAGGCACGCUUGUUUUCUUGUUGCGUGCAUGCCCUCCACCAUGCCUCCCCAGAACACGGAGGCUGACGCUAUGCAGGUCGGAUCUCUGGUGGGCGGGGCUAACGACAAAAACUCAAGCUCGGACGAGGAGAAAGGAGGAGCAGCAGGCGAGACGGAUGGAUCGGGAGGAGGCGGAGGAGGAGCAGGAGGUGGUCGGACUGGUGAGGAGUCAGCGAGCGAAGGAUCGAUAGAAGGCAUUACCGUGAAGAGAUGGGUGAUGCACGGGGCCGUGAUGUUCGGCCGGGAGUUCUGCUACGCCAUGGAGACGGCGCUGGUGACGCCCGUACUGCUGCAGAUAGGUCUUCCAGAGCAGUACUACAGUCUGACGUGGUUCCUCAGUCCGGUCCUCGGCCUCAUGUUCACUCCUCUGAUCGGCUCGGCCAGCGACCGCUGCACUCUGCGAUGGGGCCGGAGGAGGCCGUUCAUCCUGGCUCUCUGUAUAGGAACGCUGAUAGGAGUGGCUCUGUUUCUGAAUGGAUCGCUGAUAGGUCUGUCGCUAGGUGACGAGCAGGGGAGACAACCGAUAGGUAUCGUUCUCACUGUGCUGGGAGUCGUGGUGUUGGACUUUUGUGCGGAUGCCACCGAGGGACCAAUCAGAGCGUACUUGCUAGACGUGGCAGACACAGAGGAACAAGACAUGGCGCUCAAUAUCCACGCCGCCUCAGCGGGUCUUGGCGGCGCAGUCGGCUACGCUCUCGGAGGUUUAGACUGGACACACACCUUCCUCGGAGCAGCCUUCAAAUCUCAGGAGCAGAUCCUGUUCUUCUUCGCCGCCAUCCUCUUCUCCGUCUCUGUGGUGUUACAUCUCUUCAGCAUCGAGGAGCAGCAGUACUCGCCCCAACAUGACAGGCUGGACCAUGAGAGUCCAGAUCCCACCAACCCACAGCCGUCGGCCAAUGGCAGGAACGGACUUCUCACUCCCAAGUUGGAAAUGAUUGGAGAGGAUGAAACGAUGGACAGCUACGACCUCUAUGACCCCUAUGGAGAUGACCAGUCAGAGCGCGGAGAUAUGGACAUGGACUUUCUGGAGGUGGAGCUUGUGAGAAGUAAAAGUGACAGCGUUCUCGCCAUGGCUGACAGCACCCUCGACCACCUGGACCAUGACGCAAUGUUCCUGUGCCACAUAGAGCCGUCCAUCUUCGCCGACCGCCUCUCGCCCUAUCACGGCUCGCCACCUACCGCUUCUUCCCUCUUCAACCCUAGUCACAGCACCCCCCCUCCCCGGUUCGCCAACAUCAGACGCAGCAGCAGCACAGGCAGCCAGGACCUGCUCCGCCCCCAAAACAACAACCACGCUCCCGGCCCCAGAAUAUCCCGCCUCUCUGCUUUCUUGCAAGAAAUGGAAAACGAUGACGGACAGGAGGCGCUGCUUAACAACCAGCUCAACGAGCAGCGAACCCUGAACGGGCGGCUCUUAGCCAGUGUCACUAAUCCUGAUAGAAUUAACAGCAACAGACUGAGCUCUAAAGGACAGGCCCAUCGUGCUGGAAUGGUCAAAGCUGCCAGUACCGGAGCUCCCAUGAGGCAGUCACGUCACCGUCACACCUUCUACCGCCAGCCGUCCUGCACCUUCUCCUACUACGGCCGAGUGGGCAGCCACCGUUACCGCUACCGCCGAGCCAACGCCGCUUUUCUCAUCAAGCCGUCUCGCAGCAUGAACGACCUGUACGAAGUGGAGGCCAGACACAGGAGGAGGAACAGACAGAGAAACAGAAACCGAAGUGGAAACACCAACUCUUCCAGUGGAGAUACAGAGAGCGAGGAGGGCGAGGUCGAGACCACUGUGCGGCUGCUGUGGCUCUCCAUGCUGAAGAUGCCUCCGGAGCUGCUUCGCCUGUGCGCCUGUCACCUGCUCACCUGGUUCUCCAUCAUCGCCGAGGCCGUCUUUUUCACCGACUUCAUGGGACAAGUCAUCUACCACGGAGAUCCCACCGCUCCUGCUAACUCUACUUUGCUGGAUAACUAUCACAGAGGAGUUCAGAUGGGAUGUUGGGGGCUGGUUAUAUAUGCCAUGACUGCUGCGACAUGCUCAGCUCUUCUUCAGAAGUACCUUGACAACUUUGACCUGAGCAUUAAAGUCAUCUACAUCCUGGGGACACUUGGAUUCUCCAUAGGAACUGCUGUCAUGGCAAUCUUCCCUAAUGUGUAUGUCUCCAUGGUGAUGAUCAGCAGCAUGGGCAUCAUCUCCAUGAGUAUCUCCUACUGUCCCUAUGCUCUGCUAGGACAGUAUCAUGAAAUGAAAGAGUACAUCCAGCACAGUCCAGGUAACUCCCGGAGAGGCUUUGGCAUCGACUGCGCUAUCUUAUCAUGCCAGGUGUACAUCAGUCAGAUCUUGGUGGCCUCAGCUCUGGGUGCGGUGGUGGAAGCUGUUGGCAGUGUCCGUGUCAUUCCCCUGGUGGCCUCUGGGGGCUCCCUCCUUGGAUUCUUCACUGCCUGCUUUUUGGUCAUUUACCCGUCUCCACACAACGGGGAGGGGGAGUCAGCCAAAGCUUCGGAGAAACGGGCCUUGACGAAGCUGGAAAAACCCAACAGCAAUGAAGCGGCUGUAACCGUGGUGAUAGAGAAACCCAGCUUCCUGAAACUCAACAAGGAGGGCAAAGCCACCACCACCACCACUUCCUCCCACACGGAGAAUGAGUCUGCGCUGUGAUCGGCGUGUUGCUGCAGGCACGACUAAGUUCACUUUUAUCAUCAAUGCUGUUGGAAGAGACUUAAGGAUGUGCCAGGGUCCUCAUCGUGCUGGAGCUUGCAGACAUAAAGAAGAGAGAGGAGGGCAGCCGGUGCACUCUCUGUGUCUGCUCUUGCUUUUUCUGAUUCGGUAUAUCUUGAUUUUCUGCAGGAAACAACUUAAUCUGACGUGGGACCAGUGUCAUACCAGACCGACUUACCCUACAAAAUAAUCAUUCUGGUCCCAGCGCUGUUUCAGCCAUCACCGAAAUUCCUUCCACUUAACCCUCACGGACAUUUGACUGAUCCGUCAGGGUCGUCCAGAAGUGAGUAAUUCACAGGUCAUGGUUGUAAGGAGAGGUCGCCUCUGUCUCUCAGGGCCUCUAGGAGGUGCUACUGAGAAGCCGCCUGGACAGGAAACUUCAGGGGAUUCACAUUCAUACAUGAAAAACCUUACCCGCACACGCACACACCUCUGAAUCUGAAUCGAAUGAACACAUGAAUAAUGAACUCUGUUGAACAUUAGUCCUCGAAGCUGCAAUCAAUGAGAAAAUAAAACAAAAAUGCUGAAAAUCGUUCUUCCUCGCUGUGGAAUCUGCUCGAUUGAGUCUUUGCUCCGUGAUGUGGACACUGAUCGAGGAGAGAGAGUGUGUGUGUGUGUGUGUGUGUGUGUGUGUGUCUGCUGACUUGGCGUCUCCAGAGGAGCCACAGUGUUCACCAAAAUAAACCUAACACACUCAGCUUUGCGGGACUUUUCCAGCGCUAUGCGACAGUAGCUUUAAGACUCUAAAGACUUUUGGAAGUGGCAUUUCUGAAACUAAGAGCCUGAAGCCUGGUUCCUGGGGGAAAUGAUUGAUCUUGAGCACCUGAAUUGAUUGGGAGUGUUUUGUUUUUGCCUUUCGUCACAUGGCAGAAGUGCUAAAAUCUUUGAUUUGACUUUCACUCCGGGGCAAAGAUGACAAUAUUUAAGAGGCUCUGCUCUGAAGUAUGGAGCAUGAGUGUGAAGAUGCCUGUAUAUAGAGAGAGUUAAAAACAGUGAAACAGUAGAGAUCUUUAUUGACAGAAAUUCCAGGAAAGAAAGAGCAACAAUGCAAUAUGUGCAGCAUUACAGGGCAUUACAAUCCAAAAUACUAUUUUCAUGAUUUAUUGAGGACCCAGAGAAAAUGAUGAUGUUGAUGAUGAUGCUUCUGUUUGUUUCGAAUAAUCAGACUAACCUGCAUGCUGCAUGUUAGAGGAGCGGAGAAGAGACAAACCAAACAGCAGAGAAGAGAGAUGUGGAGUUGUUCUUUCUCUCUCCUUUUUUUU
Molecule: messenger RNA, 4816 nt
Organism: Seriola dumerili (greater amberjack)
Lineage: Eukaryota; Metazoa; Chordata; Actinopteri; Carangiformes; Carangidae
Gene: slc45a4
Product: solute carrier family 45 member 4
Exons: 14
Coding region: 834-3494 (886 amino acids)
Biological process (GO): transmembrane transport
Cellular component (GO): membrane
Molecular function (GO): sucrose:proton symporter activity
Source: RefSeq, a predicted model, not a curated record